AUGUCCCGCGGGCAGUCCGGCGAUGGCAGGGCUGCCAGGCAGGGUCCUGCGGACGAGCGCGCAGGGCGUCUCAAUCGUCUCUUGACGGGUCGAGGCGCUGGCGCCCUGCGGCUCCUCAAGGAUACCCGGCUCUUCCACCUCGACGACGACGAGGCUUUGCCGAUGAGGGGCGACGCGCUGCCGCCGCGGCGAGGGUGCCAGGCCACGCUUCGCGGCGAGGCCGCGCUCGUGCUGGACGCAUUCAAGAGGUACGGGGUGGCGUCGGCCGACGCGGCGCCGGUGGAGGAGCUCCCGCCUGAUGCCAAGGGGGCCGCGUGGGGCUUGGGGGCCGUGGUCACGUGCAGACUGGAGGAUUUGCGAGAUGCCGCCUACGAGCUCAAGGUGACCUUGGUUAAUCAGCGCGUGCUUCUUCGGCGAGAUUCCAGCGCGGUGUCCUCGCCCAAGAAGGCGCGGUCGGUGAACAUGGCGCGCGUGGUGGCCGCGACUCUGCGGGCGGGCCACGCGCCUCUGGACCUCCGCCAGACGCCUGGGCAUCCUGGGCCGGUGCAGGUGCAUCCGUCGGGGGUCAAGGCGCACCAGGACUGGGCCCGCGAGAUGGGGGAGGAGCACCGAGCCGUAAUGGACAAAAGACGCCACGCGUACCCUUACUGGGCGCUCGACGUCCCAGGCCCCAUGCCGUUCUAUGCCCAACCGUGGCGGUGCGACACGUGCCGAUUGAAGGGGUCGUUGGCCGAUCGGCUUCCCUUGCGGCGCGUCAGGUCUGCGCCCGAGAAGGCCUUGAAGACUUACUUCCAGGUGUUGGACUCUGACAUCGCCACCGCAUUCCCGAACAUCGCCGUGUUGCACAACGCCAAGGAGGGCACGGCGCGUUUCACCGCCCGGUUCUUCUUCGGGGUGGCCCAGCGCCUGUACGAGUGUUUCAAUUCCCGAGAGGUGCGCAGGCACAUCGUGUCCAUGUACUCGAGCAACGCUUUGUCUCAGGCCCUCUCGCUGGACGGCGCCCCGGUGUGCGCAGUGCCCGACGAUGCCAUGAUGAGGAGCAUCUUGAUGAUGGGCUUCCGAGGUUUCCUCCAGAGUAGAGUCGACGUCAUGAAGCGAAGACAGCUGUGCUAUAACGCGCGGGGCAUCAGGCUGGACGGGAACUUCAAACUCGGUAAAAUCAUCAAGGUUCCUAAGGGCGGGACCGCGUACUCCGUGGCCAUGGGCUUCUGCGGUCUUGACGGCUCCCUCCUCGUCCCGCCCGUGCCGCUGACCCACGAGUCAUGGGAUCAAAUUGAGACCGCCCUCCUGCCCCUCCUCGAAGACGUCAGGGGCACAAUGAUGGCUUGUGGCUAUUCUGCAGACGAGUCCCAACCGGUCUUCUGCUCCACGGACAAUUACGAGAAACAUCGGCUUCGGCUACGAGGCGCUUUUGCGAAGGUCUGGUCCGGCCUCCGCCUCGUUUCCGACGGCGCCACCCCGAAGGCGCCAGCCUCCAGGAAACGCGUUCUCGCCUCGGACCGCGCCCCAGGGUGCGCGUUGAUUACGGGCGACCCGCAGCAUUGCAUCAUCAAGAUGAGGCGCUUUGUCAGCCCCCACAGCGCGGACGGUCGCGACUUCCAGUUCGAUUACAUCGACGCCAUCAAUAGGCUGAGUAAGCCGAGGGCGCCAGCCGACGCCGCGGCGGUUCGCGGCUGCUGGAGGCCUCUGUCCCCCGCGGGUCGCGACUUGUUGCGCGCCGCAGUGUCGCUCCCGAAGGAGAAGUACGACGCCGUCGCAGGCCGCGCCCCGGCGACGGCAAGGGAUAAUUUCAGGCAGUUCAUGGGGGAGCCGCGGAUUCUCCAAGACCCAGUGUGGGUGGAGUACUUCGGUGCGCGGCCGCCUCGGGGGACGCUGGCGCGCGUGGCGCGGCGAGCCGGCGCGGCGCUGCGCGGCGCCUUGCACCCGCGCGGGCGGGGGUCCAAAAAGAGUUUCCGGGCUGAGAUUCAGUGCCUCCGCGAGUGGUACAAGGCCGGCCGCAAGUCCUGGGCCCGGCGCCGCGGCAUCCGCCGAGGACACGCGGCCGGGCCAUGGCGGCCCUCGCGGGACUCUGUGCUGAAGGCGAAGUUGAAGCAGCACCUCCGCGUCCUCGUGUCUCAUCUCAAGGUCGAGGCGUUGUUCAAGUGGCGCGAGGUUGCCGACUUGCCCCACGAGGCCGGCAUCGACAUGCAGUCUGGAACGGUGCCAGUGGAACGGCUAUGGGCGAAUUUCGUGUGCUAUUUCCCCGACGCCGCCAGGGGCAUGAGCCGGGACUGGUGGGAUCUCCUCAACAACUUGGGGCACAUGCGCUACAAUUUCCGGCACUUCAACCACCCGCACCUGGACCCCUGGACGCGCGGAGACGCGCUGAUAGCAGAGCGCAUAGGCAACAUGAUCACGUUGGCAAGGGCCCUCCAGCGCCACGGCCAGGACACCUCUCCACAGCUGGUCGCACUGUUCAAGGACGUCAUGGGCGAUGUGCGCGACGUGCAGGCACCGCGCCCGGUGCAGCACGCCCGCUGGGGGAAGUACAUGCGUGGGCAGCCGCCCGGGCCCGCCGACCGGAGGCAGCCAGCGGCCGCCGCUGCAGCAGCUCCGGUUGCCGACGCCCCCGCGGCUGGCAAGCGCGGCGCAGCAGAUUCCUCGGCGGCGCCGCUUCGCCUCAAGCAGCAGCGUGUCGACGGCGGCGCCUCGGGAGCCGCGCAGGCGGCAGCCGCGGCGCCGAUCGUCAAGGGCGAGCCGGUCGUCAAGCUCGAGCCGCCCAAGGCGGAGCACGUCCCCAUCAAGAUGGAGCCCGCUAAGCUCGAGCAGGGCGUCCGCCUCAAGGCGGAGGAGCCCGCUGGGGUCGUCGAGACGGAGCCCAGGGAGGGCGCCGUCGCGGCGCUCGCGACGAGCACCCCGCCAGCGCACCGAUGCAGGCGCACCCAGCCACCGCGCGCGGCCAUCCACCAGUCAAGGCCAGAGGAAUUGCAGGUCGCAGCUGUGUCAGAGCCUGCUCGGCCCCGGUCACCGUGCUCGCCGAGGUGCGCUGCGUCGCCGGACCCCGUGUUCAAGUUCCAGCUGCCAGACGGCGCCGCCAGCGGGCCGAGUUCGGAUUCGGACCCCGCCGCGCCCGUCAUCAACGCGGUAACGGCUGCCGAGAAUGUCCAGGACUUGCAAGGCUGCUUGUUCCCCGCCGACCUCUUCGCGGGCUUCCAGACGGAAGCGCAGAUCUACGAAAGCGCGCAGGAGAAACUCCAGGCCAUGCACGAGGACACGCGGACACACCGCGAGCUCGCGGUCCGCCACGACUUCAUCAUGACGGGCUCGCGCCCCACGCCCAUCCUCAAGGCUGCAGAAGCCGUCUGCUUGAAACAAGGGAUUCACUUGGAAUCCUUUCUCCUUUGCCUGGGCGCGAACGUCACCUGGCUCGAACACCACCGGACGCGCUUGGGUUCUGAGUUCCCCCCGGAGAACGACCCGGUGAUCCAGCUGCAGGACGACGUGAUGGGCGCGAAGGCCAUCCUCGAGGACAUGGGGAAGGACGAGAAGAAACCGAAGCGCCGAGCGCGCGCCAAGCAGAAAGCAGCAUUGGCACGCGCCCGAUCUGACCCGGAAGCCGCCGCUUCGGCGGAGUCGGGGGCCCUUGCCCCCGCCGAGCCUGGCGCCGCCCCCCAGGCUGCCGCGCCGGCCCCGGCCUUCCACGACGUGAUGGAAUCCAUCCUCCAGCAGGCCUCGCUCGAUCAGGAUAGCGCGGAUGAGAUCUGCCGCAAAAUUGGGGCGGCGUUCGGGCGCGAAGUCAAUGCGGGCGAGAAGAAGAUGGCCAGGGCGGCCUCCCACGAGGUGAUGAGGCAGCCCGAGUGCGAGGCCGUCAUCUGCGGCGGCUCCCCCUCGAGCCGCAAGAGCCGCAGCUGCGAUCUUUCCAAUGACUUGAUCACGAAGUCCGCCUGCGCGCCACCCGAUCUUUCCACGGGCUCGGCGUACCUCGCGGAAGCGACGCUCCGUGGCAUCCGCACCUGCCUGCUGAAGACGCACCGAGCCGCCGUGACCACGGACGAGCUGAUGAACGCCAUGGUCACGCCGUGGUCCGACGGGAAGGACCAGUCACACUGCGUUCCACGGUCCAAGCUCUGCACAUGCACGCAGGCUGAGAGAGACGACAUUCUCACAGCCACGGGCCCGGUGCAUCUGCGGUCCUACUCCUUCCAAUUCAAACUCUUCGGCCAGCUGGAGGGCGCGGAGUGGGUCAUGAGGCCCGGCCCUCAGGGAUUCUUCAAGCGCGUCUCGUUCAGUGUGUCCCCCGAUAACAACCCGUGGGAUGAUAGAGUGCACGCGAGCAUGUCCAUGGGGCUCCUCCAGGGUUUACAUGACUGGAUGUUGCGUGGACCUUUCAAGCAGCCGUACUACCUCCAUUUGAGCGGCCAGACCCAGACGUUCUUGCGAAUCGUGCUGCAGGCAAUCAGAGAUUGGAUUAAGGAGAAGGAGGAGUCCGGCGUCGACGUCAGCAAGUGGUUCAAGAUCAAGCUAGGGUUCGCUUUCUCGGACAUUCUGCGGAACGGGUCGUCCACCAUGCGCCAGGUCCAGUUCCUGACGUCUCUCAGCAAGGUCGGCCACGACGCGGCGCAGCGCCACUGCGUAAUCCCCAUGGAGUUUAUGGCGGGAUGCACCGAUAUUUUCGAGAACUCGAACUCCACGCUG
Prorocentrum cordatum is the source of this 4674-nucleotide messenger RNA. The record is from the annotation of a GenBank genome assembly. Lineage: Eukaryota; Dinophyceae; Prorocentrales; Prorocentraceae.